AUUCUUCUGAAAAUAAAGAACACGAUGUCAGAUCGCGCAGCAACUGAGGCUUUGUUUAACGACAUGUUACAAACGUACAGGAAGGAAUGCUUGCCCCUCUACACUAAGGGAUGGGACAAGUUCAGCACAGCAGCAAAAGAAAAGCUGCUUCACAUGAACAAUUUUUUUUGCGGACUCCACUUACUGGUUAGUAUGGCAGAGACAAUUUCUGCUUCGCUGAAGGAAUUCGAGGAUCAGUUUUUUGACGGAAAGCACCCAGGUGCCCCUAAUGUGCCUGGAGUUGGUGGUUUUAUAAACCAUUCGGAAAGCAGAACAGUAAGACUUAUCCGUACAUGCACAAAAGCUCUGGCAAAAGGUGGCGAUGAAAAGUCUGGGGUGCAUCGUCAUUGGAAAACUUUCAAAAGACGAGAAAAUAUAACAAAACGCUACCUCCAAGUAUUCAGGGGCAAUCGAUUUAACAUCGUAUUUCUACUUGGAGGUUGUGUUCAUUUCCUACACGAAAAGGUAUUUUACUUUCUUGAUAAAGUACAGGGCACUACAAACAGGCUUUUAAUGGCAGUGCAUGCUGACAUUCAACAACCGGUAUUCCUUGCUGGUUGCAAGGUUCUUGGACUUUUGAACAAGUUAGUCACAACUCCAUUGUGGAGAGUCACCGAAAGUGACGGCCAUAUUAUUGACUUAUGUGACCAGUACACAAAACUUCAUAACUUCUUCAGUGAAUGCUUGGAAAAAGACACAACACUGUUUAAAUUUAUGAAAGGAGAAGUCUCUCCAUUUGAGGACAACCUUGUCAACAAAGAUGAAGUGUAUGACAGUCUAAUCACAGAGACACAAAAUGAUGAAAUAGCUAUGAGCAUGGCCAGAUUUACAUUUACUGCUUUAAAGCAACUUCUAGGGAGAGUUGUCAAGGAUUUUUUGCCUGGUGGUCAGUAUUAUGAUUUAAAAGUGAAUAAAGAGUUUCUGCAACAGACAUUGUCUGUUCCCAAGCACAAUAAACUCCCUGAGAGGGUAUUUGGUUAUUUAGACUUCUUGCUAAAAAAACGACCAAAUGUUAGAUCUAUCACAAACGAGGCCCAGGUUAUGUUUACGUUUAACAAAACUGCAAAAUAUAUGGACUCACUAACACCCGAGCAGCUGCACAGAGAAAUACAGGAAGUGAUGGUAAAAAGAGAAGGCAGGAUCGAGGAGAGAAGGGAGAAACGGGACCUGUAGACAAAUCACGGGGUGUUUUUUUACAUAAAUUUUAUA
Molecule: messenger RNA, 1248 nt
Organism: Asterias rubens (European starfish)
Lineage: Eukaryota; Metazoa; Echinodermata; Asteroidea; Forcipulatida; Asteriidae
Exons: 1
Coding region: 25-1212 (395 amino acids)
Molecular function (GO): 3'-5'-RNA exonuclease activity
Source: RefSeq, a predicted model, not a curated record